Molecule: messenger RNA, 657 nt
Organism: Lingula anatina
Lineage: Eukaryota; Metazoa; Brachiopoda; Lingulata; Lingulida; Lingulidae
Product: somatostatin receptor type 2-like
Source: RefSeq, a predicted model, not a curated record
AUGAUAACGAGUCGUCAUGCAGUUAUUCUGGCCUUCUUCAUAUGGGCCACCAUAGGCUCGGCAAAUGCACCGCUAUUGUGGUACUACAAAGAAGCGGAUGGCGACGUCUGCCGCCUAAACCCAGAGCACGACUACCAGUACCUGAUUUUCAUAGGCUUGACUUUUGGGUUAGACUUUGCCUUGCCGGUGUUGACGAUCUGUUGCAUCACUUUGGGGAUAGCUAUUCAGGUUCACCGCCAGGAGGUGCACGAAGGCAGUACAGCACUGAGGAGAACUAACAAACGCUUCAUUCGGCUUGUUUUGAGCAUCCUUCUCGUGUUCGUUCUUACGUGGGGACCCUUCCAUCUCGCCUACCUACUUGCGAUGUUUCGAGUUUAUGACAAUGCGUGUCCUAAAAACGCCGCCGUGUUUAAUUUCGCCGUGGUUUUGGGCCUCUCAAACACGUGCCUGAAUCCAGUCGUGUAUCAUUUGGCUUCACUGGAGUUCCGCCAGGCGUUUUGGAACACGCUGAGGGCAAUGCGAACAAUGGGUCAAGCACCGACUGACCACGAGGCUGGGCUUGAGCUGAGGCCCCUUUCAGGCAUAUUCAGGCAGAAUGAUGCCAAUGUGACGUCAUAUUCGUGUAGGUCACCAACAUCAACCACGUGCCCAGUGUGA